AUAGCAAGUAAACUUUGGUACUGCAUUAUUUUGCCCCACACAAAGUAUUCCACGCUUGUGGAUUUCACUCUUUUUUUUCAUCCCUCAUCCGCGGUAUCACCAUUACUCUUUGUUGUCGCGCCCCGUUCACUAAACACUAAACUGUGAUGAGCGGCGCUACCGAGGCAUCCGCCCCUAACUCCGGCCAGGGCGGUAUUAGCACUCCUAGUGACUUAUCCAGCCAGAAGCGGUCGCGCGACUAUGGAGAGCAGCUAAAGGGCUUGUCCCCAUCUGAUGAUGAAGAUCACCAGAAGGAUAAUUCGUUACCAGCAUUGAAGAAACAGAAAACGGUCAACUCCGAUAGUGGUGAUGACUCAGAUCUGGACGACGGCGAAAUAGUAGAGUCGAGUCCAAAUCCUAGUUCAGCACAUGCCCAACCCAUCACCGAGGCUGUAGCAGGUCCCUCUAAAACACAUGCCCCUGACAACGUUGCGCAUGAGCCUUCUGAGGAUGGUGAGAUUGACAGUCCCAUGGCUAAGCCUCAGGAGUCUGAUGAAUUGGACCAACCUUUCUUCAUUGACAAGACCGGGAGCAAGCCUGAUCAACAUUCAGGCUGGAACCAAGGGCUUAGUCUAGGUGCAAGAACGUCAUUUGGGAAGCCAGCCGCAAACCUUUUCCCUGCAAACUCAGCUGCUAGAGAAGGGCCUAUGUUGUCCUCCACGUCUUCGCAGCGCGAUCGUAAAGACAGGAUUGUUCAAUAUGGUGGCGGUGGAAGAGAAGAAGAUGAUGACGAUGAGAGGGAUAGAGACUAUAAGCCGCCAACUGAGUCGCCUGACGAUCAGCCACCGGUUAGAUUUACCGUCGAUGGAAACACAUGGUAUCUACCUCAUCUAAAUUUUCGAGCCAAAAAGCAUUCUGUUGCUACGGCAGACUUCUCCAAUGACAGAAUACAGACCUGGAUUCUUGCAUUUCUCGAGAGGAAUGCGAAGGGUGUUGAUCGCGUGUCUACCAAAGUGGUCCGAGAAGGAUUCACUAGCCAUCUAAACCUUAAAGGAGCGAAUCUUUUCAAGGGCGUUAAAAAGCAUGCCGACGCUGCUACAAGUGCGGCUCAAAAGGCUAUAGAUGAUGCCGGCCUUGGGGAGCUGGUUGAGAAGAAGGUUAGGCAGUUCCAAACACGGAGAAGUAGAAAUACCAAAGAAACUAGGGUUACUAGGGUUACUAGGGCUACUUCGGCCAAGGAGCCCAGCCAAGAAGAUACUAUACCCGCUACAGAUAAACGAGAGGAAGUAUUAGUUGAUGAGGACGAACUGCGGCAACAGCGAAAGUAUUUCCCGUGGGCAGAAGAUCCAGCUCAGCACUGCCUGUCAUGCUCCGGAGUUGGGCAUCGUGCUCAUGAAUGUCCACAGCGCAACUGUAAGUUCUGUGGGAGCCAGGAACACGCUCUGUUUGGCUGUCCCACGAAGCAGAGGUGUUCCAAAUGUCGCCAAUUAGGGCAUAGCAGCGCGAAGUGCGAGGAAAAACUUGCCCUCGCGUUGGAUGAGCAAGGCGGUUGUGCAAUAUGUGGCGCCGAACACACGGAAGAUUUGUGCUCCGAAAUAUGGAGGAGCUUCACUCCAAUCACUGAUUCCCAUCUGAAGGUCAAGGAUGUCCCGGCGUUCUGCUACACCUGUGGCGGCGCAGGCCAUUACGGGCCAGAAUGUGGGUUGCCGGACAGGGGAGAUAAAGUGACAGGAAAGACGACAUGGUCACAAACCAAUCGUCUUCUCUACAUAGACCAGAACAGCCAGAAUAUUGCUAUCGCUUGGGUCGGCGUGGAUCAAAAAGAAGAUUUCCACAUUCUUGGAAGGGCAAAAAGGCAGACACACACUCACUUCAUCUCUAGCGAAGAGUCCGAAGAAGAGCUUGUUCAUGCGCCUAUCAGAAAGGCAGAGCCUCGAAGUCAGAUUAGGAUAGCAAGCAAUAUCGGAUCGUUAGGGCAAAGUAGUAAUCAGCCCAGACCGCGUCGUAAUAACGACCAGAGUUAUAGCCGUCAGAACGAGAGAGAGUUCUCGCCUCCGCCUCUACCUUCGUACUCCCAAGGCAGUGGUACCUCGUCUUGGCAACCACCUCUUCCUCCAGGACCGCCACCACCCGCUCAGAGGAACGGGUACCAGGGUUCAUUGCCGUCCGCGCCUACCUCUCUACCCCCGCGUCCGCCGGCCUUCAAUCAAUCGCCCAGCAGAGGCGGUUCAGGCAGUAGGGGUGGUCAUUUCAAUCGAGGCGGUCGAGGUGGGCGCGGCCGAGGAAGAGGUAGAGGACGAGGAUAAUGGUUUCAUCACUUUAACAGCAUGUUGAAUACGUUAGAUGAGUUAUGUUCUUGUCAAGCCAGGGCAUGAAUAGUCACCGCCCAGGUGCAGAACGGAUAGGUCUCAUGACCGGUUAUACCUGAAAACCUAAAAUAUGGGUUAACCGAACUCGAUAUGAGGUGUAUUGAUAUAUGCUUACUCUGUAUUUGAGGCCAGGUGCCAACCACUAGGUUAACACAUUAUUAUACAUAGCAAAUUUCCCACCUUUAUUUUAGCAGCCCUCUAUUCUUUUUGGAUUUGAGGCUUGUAUCAGCAGCAUCAGGAGGGAUGGCUGAUGUGUGCUUAGUCGUGUUGUAUGCGAUUAGUACCUACGACGCGAUGCAAUAACAGGUACCUUAGGCACAUUUCUAGAAAGCAAUAGUAGCAUAUUGAACCGUUUACACAAGGUAUUCGAACUAUUGAGGGAAAUAGGCUGUUGCCAUCGACCCUCUUUAGGAGUCAAACCCGGAAUCGCUUAGGCGAAAGCCCUCUAUCUUCUUCGUAUUUGGUGUUCUACUAAGUUUACCGACCCCAUGGGAUCCCUAACAGCGAACACGAAACCAUCCUAAAUGUAAAAGACCCAGUUCCCUUAUAUUGGUUGUUUGCCAUGAGUCAUUCC
Daldinia vernicosa is the source of this 2922-nucleotide messenger RNA. RefSeq lists its product as uncharacterized. The record is from RefSeq and is a predicted model, not a curated record. Bases 147 to 2285 code for a protein of 712 amino acids. Gene Ontology annotation, molecular function: zinc ion binding; nucleic acid binding. The transcript is spliced from 2 exons. NCBI's taxonomy places the organism in Eukaryota, Fungi, Ascomycota, Sordariomycetes, Xylariales, Hypoxylaceae.